Chionomys nivalis (European snow vole) is the source of this 4832-nucleotide messenger RNA. RefSeq names its product sterol-C5-desaturase (gene Sc5d). Gene Ontology annotation, molecular function: iron ion binding; oxidoreductase activity. Bases 237 to 1136 code for a protein of 299 amino acids. The transcript is spliced from 6 exons. The record is from RefSeq and is a predicted model, not a curated record. Lineage: Eukaryota; Metazoa; Chordata; Mammalia; Rodentia; Cricetidae.
CGGUGUAGCGGCGGCAUACUGAGCGGCUCUGGCCCGGCAGGUAGGUUCGGUGUGCGGGCAGCUGGAUACCCACGAGUGGAAGGACCUGCGAACUAUCGCAAGGGAUCCCCAGUUGCCGGAUGCUGGGACAGCAUCUUCCGCACAGGUUCAGUGCUCAGACUCAUCUGAUGACAGGUCCUGACUCCAAGUGACUGACGUGCACCUCUUGUUUCGUGGGCAGCAUUCCAGGGACUGCCAUGGACCUGGUUCUCGGUGUCGCCGAUCACUACUUCUUUACCCCAUACGUGUACCCAGCCUCGUGGCCCGAGGACAACAUCGUCCGGCAAACCAUUAGUCUGCUGAUUGUCACAAACCUGGGUGCUUAUAUCCUCUACUUCUUCUGUGCAACCCUGAGCUAUUAUUUUGUCUAUGAUCAUUCAUUAAUGAAGCAUCCACAGUUUUUAAAGAAUCAAGUCUAUCGAGAGAUCAUGUUCACGGUCAAGUCUUUGCCCUGGAUUAGUAUCCCCACAAUUUCACUGUUCCUCCUGGAGCUGAGAGGUUACAGCAAACUCUAUGAUGACGUAGGAGACUUCCCAAGUGGCUGGAUUCAUCUCGUUGCUAGUGUGGUAUCGUUCCUGUUUUUCACAGACAUGCUGAUCUACUGGAUCCACAGGGGCCUGCACCAUAGACUGGUCUACAAGCAUAUACAUAAACCUCAUCAUGUUUGGAAGAUCCCCACUCCAUUUGCAAGUCAUGCUUUUCACCCUGUGGAUGGCUUCCUCCAGAGUCUGCCUUACCAUAUAUACCCCUUUGUCUUCCCACUGCACAAGGUGGUCUACCUAGGGUUAUAUGUCUUGGUUAAUGUCUGGACAAUUUCUAUUCAUGACGGUGAUUUUCGUGUCCCCCAGGUCUUAAGGCCGUUUAUUAAUGGGUCAGCUCAUCACACAGACCACCACAUGUAUUUUGACUAUAACUACGGACAGUAUUUCACACUGUGGGAUAGAAUUGGGGGCUCUUUUAAGCAUCCUUCCUCCUUUGAAGGGAAAGGACCACAUAGUUAUGUGAGGAAGAUGGCAGAAGGAGAAUUCAACAGCCUUGCAGAAAACGGCUGUAAAAGCGAAAAACUGUGCAAUGCAGAAUUUGCAAAGACUAAGUAGAUUAUUGCCCAGUUAUUAAGUAUUUUAAAUAAGGAAAUAAUCUACACACAGCCAAGAUACAUAGCAAAUAAGUGGUGUUAUUUGACCUCAGCAUUGCGUGUCAUGCUGAGGAGCAGUCCUGACAAUAAACUGAGGGAAGAUGCUGGGAGCACCAAGAUUGUAAGCUCGUGGCUAAUGUGUCAGGCAUUGGCCCAGGGACAGUUUGUGUCUUUGCAGGCCAGCAGAUCCGCAGCCUGUGCAGCCCCAACAGCAACUUUAAAUAAGGUAGAAGAUAAUCUAUGGAAGAAGCUAGUCUGUGUCCUUUUGCCUUAAUCCACUCAUAUUCAUUAAGGGAAAAAUCCGCUGUGCUUAACAAUACUGAGACUAGCCGAGAAAUACUAACGUGAAGAUGGCUCCUGUCCCAGGAGCGGCUGCCUCUGCAGUGGCGGUGGGGGACUUGCAGGACGUUGUUCACAUAGGAACAUCAGCCCGAACUGUCUGAUACACGAGUGGCUAUGUAUAUGAUUGAUUUAAUGGCUGGUUAGUAAGAUUAUAUUAUCUUCUUAUACAUAGGCGCCUUACUCCCUGGGGCAUUAUCAGAUUUGAAUAAUGAAUAAAUAGUGGUAAUUGUUUAAAUGUCAGCUCUUCCAUGAUUCAAUCCAGAUAUGAGAUUAUGAUGCGUGUCAUUUAAAACUACUGUUUACUAAGCCUACAGACACGAAUCCGGAUAAUGCUCGGUAUCAACUUGGGGCACCCAGGUGGCACAUCUCUUUUUAAUAAGGUGGAUGCACUGUGCUUUUAUGUAUUUCCAAGUUACGAAGCUGACUUUUGAAAUGAAGGGAAUAAUUGCCAAAUACUUAAGUCUACCUAAGAUACGUUUUGAAACCUCAUCCUCCAUUUCUUCCCCCUCUUCCUACUGUCUCUGCAAAAAAAUCCUUAGACAGCCCCAUGAAAGGUGGGUGCUGGAAGAUAAUUAUAUUGGUGUAAACCUAUUCUAUUGGCUGUUUAUGCAAAAGCAAUAAAAGUUGAUCAUGACUGCUAUUAACCACUUAAAUGUUAUAGCACAAAACAUCCUUUGUUUAAAUUAGUGUCACUCUGAAGACAGAGGUGAUGUGGGUUGUAAAAGCUGAGCGCUCCCCAGAUACCCAGGGUCAGACUGCUGGACGUGAGAGGUACUACAAGGAUCUCUCACUCGGCAAACCCUUGCUCAUUCAGCUGUUUGACAUUAUCAAGUGCUCUAAGGGAGUAGAAAUGGAAACAAAGAGUCUCUGGGUAAGGAGCUAGACUUCCUUUUUCCUGGAGAUAUAACCAGGACCCCUAUUCUGAAUACAUAAGCAUCACUAAGAUAAGGAAUGAUUGGGAUGUUGUAUGAAUCCCACGCCCAACUCUUAGCGAAGGGAUCCUCAAGAUACACUGUUUGAUACUACAUCAAGAAAGGGCCAACCCUCUCCCCAGCAUGGAACAUCUCCGUCAUCCCUUCUCCCCAAGGCUCAGGAAACAUCAAGGAGGAAUCCGAGUCCAGGGAAAAUGCUGUGAGACUCUGGACAUGUGAGACCAUCGUGCUUACGAUCUCACUGUAACUGUCUGCACACCAUCCAACCAGCGAACAUUCCAGCGUGGAUGGGGUGGAGGGGCUCCCAAGGUCCCUACUUUAGCUGGGGAGCUGUUGACAGCUAAUGGCUACUAGGGAAGGGAGAGUCUGUUUGCAGUGGUACACUCUCUAAGUUGCUUUUGUGCCAGUGGGUGGCCCUGUACCUCUGAGGCUAGGGGCAGCUCUAAUUGGACUCUGACUUACAAAGAAGAAAAAGUGAAUAUGAAAUUGGGUGAGAGAUUGGGAGAAGUUGGGGUUAGGAAGAGUGGCGUGGAUACGGUCAAACUGCAUUGUGGAAGUGUAUGAAGUCAAGAUCAGCUAAAUACAAUUUCAGAGGCAAACCUGGGAAGUCAUCUUCAGCUUCACCUCGAGUGGGUCUCAGCGGGUGCCCUUUACAAUCUUGCCCCUCAUAAAAGAUGAGCCACUGCCCCCAAGUAGGGUCAAGCACAGAGAACAGUGGCUUCUUUCUGCCUUCAGUGAUGAUAGUUCUUCUGCUGGGUCCUCAUUGGGAGUAUGGUAGAGGAGGCUACCUUCCCCUUCCCACUGGAGUGUGAAGAACAUCGAGCUGAGUUAUAGGAAUAUAGAAGUAAAAUUGAAAACCAGACGUUGCUCACUGUGAAUUAUCUUUAAUGAGGUAAAAUAACUAGUAUUUUUGUUGUUACAGCAUCCUUUUUCAAAGCAUGUUACAAGCCAGUCUACAGUAAAAUUUAGAAACAAGAUAGAAGCCAGUCCCCACUCCCCUCCCUCCCCAAACAGAAUACACUUCUCAAGGACAAGAAGUGCAUGAUUCAGGGUUAGUGGGCUUGACCACCAGGGCAGGGUUUGGUAUCAGAACAAAAAGUUUAAUAGAUAAUUUGCUUUGUGAAGAUAAUUGUUCAGGGGACAGGAUGUAGCCUAAUGGUAGAGUGUGUGCUUAGCUUGUAUGAAGCUCUCAGCUUCAUUCCCAGCCUGGCAAAAAUGUUUUCUUCCUAAAUCUCUAAAGUUGAAGAUUUUUAUUAAUUCUAAGUGCAAUAGACUUUAAAAAAAAAAGUUAUAUUCUGGUUUCUUUAACUCCUAAGUUGAGCCUGUCAAAUUCUUCUGAACAUGCAACCAUUUGUCUUUUUUAUAAUGAGAUUUUCUUAAACCUGGUAAAAGUCUUAACAUUUUUUUAAAAAAGAUUUUUAUUUAUUAUGUAUAUAGAUUUCUUCCUUCAUGUAUCCUGCAGUACAGAAGAGGACACCAGAUCUUAUUACAGAUGGUUGUGAGCCACCAUGUGGUUGCUGGGAAUUGAACUCAGGACCUCUGGAAGAGCAGCCAGUGCUCUAUUCCUCUGAGCCAUCUCUCCAGCCACCAAGUCUUAACAUUUUGAUUCAGUCACUUGGUCAGACUUGGGUUUGGGUACCCAUCCCUCAGACAUCACCACUGAACAGUGGAAGGUAUCAGAAGUUAAUCUUUUGACUUGGAGCUCUCUGUGCCCUCUGAGCCAGCUUAUCUCAUAGGCUUCUGUUAAUCUCCAUUACUUAUGUCUAUUUCUUUUGAUAUUGUAAUUUGACUCAGCCGUUCAUUUGAUGAAAAGUCGACCCCCUAACAUGCUGCUAAAGAAACCGAUAGAAAUUUAGCACAGAUCCAGCCCCGAAGGGGGCACUGUGCUGGUGGCUCUUGUCUGUAUGCUGCUUGCUUUCCUAAAGUUACAUGCGCCUGUCCUAAUUGUACAGUUCAGCCUUAACAUUUAAAUACCAAUGUCACCCUCCCCUGCCCCCCCAUUAAGCAGAACGUGUCCUUAACCAGGGCACGCAUUGUCUCUCUCUGCAGUUCCCCCCAACCUUGGGUAACCACUGAUCUUCUCUGUCCCUGGGGAUUAAUUUUGCCCGUUCUAGAAUUUCACUUAAAUUCAAUCAGAUGAGACAUACUUAUGUGCUGAGCUUUUUUUUUUUUUAGCUUAACAUGUUUUGACAUGUGUACUGUUGUAUUUAUCAAUAGUUCAUUUCUUUUUAUUGAUGAGUAGUGUUCCUAUUACAGCAUUAUACUGAAUACUGUACUACCGUUGGCUGAUCUGUAUAUUUGUUGAUGGAUAUUUGGGUUAUUUCCAGUGUGGAGAUACUUUGAAUAAAGCUACCCUGGACAUCUGGGAACAGAUUGUUGUGUGG